AUCAGGUUGCAGCACAUUGGAGCUACGCAUGCGCAGCUGUUGCGGGCGCAGCUCGGUGGUGGUGUCGGUUGACUGGAUGAACAUUCCUGGCAGCGUCUCGCUCGGUGAACUGCCAGUCCACCGUCGAAUAACUAUUGUGUUUUCGUAAUGUCUGGAGAAUUACUUUAACGGAUUAGGGGGCAACCGAAGACACCAGAGCAACAUUCGAGAGACUGAAAGAAAGCUCAGAAGAAGAAGAAGAGACCGAGGCCUGUCUCCCUCUCCUCCAUUAUGGACCAAUGAUGUCUCUUUCUGGUGCUGCCAGUAAAAAGCGAUGUGUUUCAGACCCAACGGCCGCAGCACUGUCAGCAAAGUGUGUGUGAGGCCUCUCCUGUCCCUCUUCCCUUCUACCCUACCUGUGAUGGGAUGCCAGGCCUUUGUCCUCAGGACCUAAAGUCGCCUGGGUGAGUCAUGAACAGCUACAGAGACAGAGGGGUCACCUGCACCUCCUCAGACCUCCUGGAUGGAGGAGGAGGUGAUGGUGGAGGAGGAGGUUUCCCUCUCCACGCUCCUUUUCAUCACACCCCAAAUGGCCACACGGCUCCUGCCCCCGCUGACCCAGCUCUGCAGCCCCGUAUGUCUGUGCCUAAGAUGGGCGUUCGAGCACGGAUCGCAGAGUGGCCUCCACGUCGGGCGCAGUCCCGAGAAUCCCUGCUGGAAAAUGGGCAAUCUGGCACCAAUCACUAUGGAGACGACGGCUCUGCUUCGGUUUUGUCACCAGACGUCGGUUUGGUGAGGGGUGGGCUUGCAAGGUUGCCGCGACGACGAUCGAGGGAGGUCGAGUUCAGAGUGGCAGGUUUUGGCGGCGAGAGAGGUUCACCCCUGAGCCUCAGAGUAUUCCCGCCGUUGAGACAGCGCUCCAACAGUGAAGUGACGCUGAGUGAACAGGAUGAGAAUGAGGUGGAGGUUCGCAAUGCAGGUGGGAUGGGGAACCUGUUCAGAGAGUAUGGCAGCACCUCCUCCAUCGACAUCGAGAGGCCUGACCAGCGCGGCUCUGCGCCUGUGUGCAGGCUCCGUGCUCUGGACUCACCACCAAAUAUACCUGUCCCCUCCGCUCCUUCACCUGCUCCCACAGGUGGAGACGAGAGAGGGACGGGGAAGAAGGAAGGAGCUGAGAGAGUUCGUAAAAAAAGUGGAGGGACAGAGUCGUCGCUGGGCACCUCCUCUUUGUUCAGGAAACUGCGGAGCUCCAGCAGAGGGGAGCUGGAUGGAGGGAAAGGAGACAGUAGCGAGGACAGUGGACGAGGUGCACCGGAUGUCGCCUACAAGCCAUGGGUUUGUCCCAAAAGCUUUGUUCACUUCGAUGCACAGAGUAUCCUCUUUGAUCUUCACGAAGCAGCAGCUCAGCGAGGAUACGUCACCCAGAGGAGGAACACAGCCACGGGAGCUUCUGCUGCUUCAGUCUCCCUCUCUGUGUCCAGGUCUGUGGCCAGUGUCAAUGAGCCAAUUUACUCCAGCAUCGAAGACCUCACCCUCAGCCAGGACCCUGCCUCCACAACACCCUCCCUGAGCCUGGACCCUCUGGACGGGCCUGUUGGAGCCCACAACCCUAGCCCACUUCUCCUGUGCUGCCCACACUUCCUUAAUGAGACUGGGGGUCACGGGGAGCGUAACAUCAGCUUCCUCAGUUCUUCUGCGGAGCGAGGGGGAGAUGGUGGCGGAGACGGUAGGCGAGGGUGGCUGAGGAAAAGCAACGCCAGCGUUUCGGUGCUGGAGGUUCCUAUAGAGCAGCAGGUUACCAGACUGGACAGACUAAAACUGUACAACAUAGAGCAUGUGGACAUGGGGGCUCAGUACUACAGAGAGUACUUCCAUGGAAAAGAGCACUCUAACUACUUUGGGACAGACGAUAAACUGGGCCCUGUGGCAGUGAGCAUCCGAAGGGAAAAGCUGGAAGACACCAAAGACCUGAAAGACCAGUACCAGUACCGCCUCAUCAUCAGAACCAGCGAGUUGGUGACACUGCGGGGCUCUAUUCUAGAGGAUGCAGUGGCGUCCACUGGAAGACACGGCACAGUGCGCGGCCUGCCUCUCAAAGAGGUCCUGGAGCAGGUGGUCCCUGAGCUCAAUGUCUCCUGUCUGAGGCUGGCUCUCAGCACUCCCAAAGUCACCGAGCAGCUGCUAAAGCUAGACGAACAAGGGUUAAGUCAGAAGCACAAGGUGGGCGUUCUGCUGUGUCGUGCCGGCCAGAGCACAGAGGAGGAGAUGUACAACAAUGAGGAGGCGUCGCCUGCCUUCUCAACCUUCCUGGAACUGCUGGGGGAGCAGGUGCUCCUCAAAGGAUUCAACAAAUAUGCAGCACAACUCGACACAAAGACGGACUCAACAGGCACCCACUCCCUGUACACCACCUACCAAGGCUAUGAGGUCAUGUUCCAUGUGUCCACCAUGUUGCCAUACAUGCCUAACAACCCACAGCAGCUCUUGAGGAAGAGGCACAUAGGAAACGACAUUGUCACCAUCAUCUUUCAGGAGCCAGGAGCUCUGCCUUUCACUCCUCAGAACAUCCGCUCGCACUUCCAACAUGUCUUCGUUAUCGUGCGUGUGCACGCCCCCUGCUCUGAAAACACCUCCUACAGUGUUGCCGUGACCAGGAUGAAGGACGUUCCCCCCUUUGGCCCCUCCAUUCCCAGCGGUGUCACCUUCAGAGAUCCGGAAACUUUCCGUAACUUCCUUCUAGCCAAAGUCAUAAAUGCGGAAAACGCAGCGCACAAAUCUGAGAAGUUUCACACCAUGGCCACACGGACCAGGCAGGAGUACCUGCGUGACCUGGCGGAGAACUACGUCAGCAACACACCGCUGGACUCGGCCGGGAAACUUAACAACCUCAUCUCCCUCGCCUCCAAAAAGCGCGAGCGCUCCAAGGCAAGAGAGGGAGCAGAGCUGGGAGCUGCCGGCGCCAUAGCCUGGAGGGUGCAGGCCCAGGACUUCAGCGGAGGCGGAGCAGAGCUCUCCUGUGCUUUAGGUCUGUCAGCUGAAUACGUUCUUCUCGUAGACUCUUCCACCAAAGAAGUGGUGUUUAACUGUUUCUGUGCCGACGUGAUCGGCUGGAACCCUGAGCGUCUGGCACUGAAGAUCUUCUACGGUCGAGGAGACCACAUCUCUGUGAGGGUACCAGAGGGCUGUGCUCAGGACGUCAGGGAGAUGGUGCAGAGGUUAAAGUCUUUGACAGUUGGAUGUGAGACAGUGGACAUGACACUGAGAAGAAACGGUUUGGGACAACUGGGCUUCCAUGUUCGCUUGGACGGCACUGUGGCCGAGGUGGAGGAAUAUGGCUUUGCCUGGCAGGCAGGGCUGAGGCAGGGCAGUCGUUUGGUGGAGAUCUGCAAGGUGGCGGCGGUGACUCUGACUCACGAGCAGAUGAUCGACCUGCUCAGGACCUCAGUCACUGUGAAGGUGGUCAUCAUACCUCCAUAUGAAGAGGGAGGCCCCCGCAGAGGCUGCACAGAGGAGUAUGAGAUGAAGACCAUUGAGCAGAAGUCCGAAUCUGAACCACUAGCAGUGGGAUAUCGACCCUCCCCUCGUCCUACGUGGCGGUGGGACAGCCCACCAGUACCACUGGGGCUUCACAGUGUCCCCAACCCUCAGCGCUGGGGACCAAUGGGCCCCCCACCACCUCCUGCACCCCGCUCACAUAAAACCAUAAUGCCAGUUCCCUAUAGAGACCCCCAGCAUCUGAACUCCAAGAGGCCAGUCAGCUACCCAGAGAACCACUACGCUCUGUCUCCUGUAGGGGGCGACAGGGCUCUGCCCUUCAGAAACCCCUCAGCCAGCUUCUCCUCCCCGUCCUCAGGCCUCGUCAACCUCUGCACAAUGGGGCCCCCCGGAAUCACACAGAGCCCCUUCGUACGCUACAAACACUCACCGGACAGAUUUGGACCAGGACAGCGCCCCCUGCUGCCUUAUGAGCCCCACCUCACUGUGGAUGUCAACUCCAGUGGGGAGUCUUCUUCAGGCUUCACCAGCCAGGAGAGCACCAUGGAGCGCUGCAAAACAGAACCUCUGUGGCAUGUCCCAGCGUCUCGAGGAAUGGCCGGAGGAGCAGGGCAGAGGAGAAUACCCAGACAGGACAUCCCGGGGAAAGACUCUCCAAACAGACACUCAAAGGGGGAGACUCAGUACUCCAGUCACUCCAGCAGCAACACUCUGUCCAGUAACGCCUCCAGCAGCCACAGCGACGAGCGCUGGUUCGACGGAGGGCCUGGGGGAGAACGAGUUGGGGGCGGCGCUGACCUCACCGAUCCUGACGCGGACCUCCUGAACAAGGGAGGGUCCAACGACAGCGGCAUCGACGCCUCCAUCCCGUACAACAACUCCCGUCACGGGAACGUGUCCAACAAUCCAUCGCACAAGCCCUCGCACUGCUCCUCAAACUACGGGGCCGUGCAGGAGCCGUCCCUGGGGAGGAGCGGCGGCGGGGGAGAGGCCAGGCGACGAGAGUCUUCACCCAUGAUAUCAGCGGAAGCCAAUCAGAACAAAGGGUACAGGACGAGGACGUUCCCUCCUCCUGGCUCCAGCACUGAUAAAAUGGAUGCUUUCAAACCCAGGGCCUUUACGCCGCAGGGUUACAAAACUCCCACCGCGGAAAAAGCACGACCCAUCAGAGCUGCUACGACCACACCCACUUCAGCCCAGUUAAGCUCCACCCCUCUGUCCAGCUCCGCCCCCAAGGCCUUUUAUGGGAAAAGCAGACAAACAGCCUGGCAGACCGACGACAACAGCCUGUCAAUUAAAACCACAGUGUCCAACUCUGAGAGCAGCAGCAGCAAGAAGCAGGUGGACAUGAAUUCCAAAAAUGUGUUUGGACAACCCCGGCUCCGAGCGUCGCUGAGGGACCUGCGCUCCCCCCGGAGGACGUACAAGAGCACGAUAGAAGAUGACCUGAAGAAACUGAUCAUCAUGGACAACCCAGCAGAGACGCCACAGAGAGACCCGUCUCCCAGACGGACACUGCAGCGCACCUUUUCAGAUGAGUCGCUGUGCAGCGGACGCCGGGACGCAAGCUUCGCCAACACGGAGCAUCCGACGACUCCCACUGACGUGCUGUUCACGUGCACGCUGCCCACGCGCAAACACGUCUCCAACCAUUUACAGAACAAGAAGGUUCCCCUGUCUGCCUCAGAGCUGUCUCUCAAUGAAGUCAGGGACAAGGUUCCUCCUCUGCGUAGGCUGGACCCUGGACUGAUGCCUCUUCCUGACACUGCCUGUGGUCUGGAGUGGUCCAGUCUGGUCAACGCUGCCAAAGCCUACGAAGCACAAAGAGCAGUUUCCCUCUUCUCACUGACCGAGCCACAGGUCCCCGGUCCGGACUCAAGGCCAACGGUCAGUCCGGUCCAGUUUCAGACCCCUCAGACACCACGCACCACACCCACCUUCAGCGGGGACGAGGUGCCCAAUGAUUUGUCAGGUCGCCUCCACCAUCUGGAAGUCAUGUUGAAACAGCUGAACACUGACCUGGAGAGGGAGAAGAAGGACAAAGUGGUCCUGCUGGCAGAGAUGGCCAACUUGAGAGAGAACAACCAGAGGCUGCAGGAGGAGAGUCAUACGGCCAGCGAGCAGCUGCGAAAGGUCAGCAGGUUCUUUAACAACCUGGACAAGACAGGAAGUGAGCACGAAGGUCUCUCCGUAACCCAUGACACUGACUCUAAGAGGGAGUGAUGACCAGCGGCAGAAGAAGAAGAGGAAGAAGAAGAAGAAGAGAGAGUGUGAUUGAGGCCAAAGGGAGAGAAACGACCUGUGAGGAGACAGAGGUCAGAGAGGCGUGACCUCACCCAGCCUCCCGUGGACUGCCUUAAACCCAGAGAGUCGGAAAAAGACGACUAUUUUUACUACCACACUCCAGUGAGCCUGUGCACGGACCCUCCCUCUCUACUCUCUGAGCCCAUUUAUUUUUAUAAACUCACGUCAAAAAGUCUUAUUUCCAGUACUUUAAUGUCUAUGUAUAAAAAACAAAAACCAAUCCUGUUCAUGAAAACUAUGCUGAAGAAGAGGAGGAGCUACCUGUUCAUCACCUGGAGAGGCCUAAUACUGUUCCCGCAGUCAAUCAGCCAAAAACAAAAUAACAUAACUGACUGCAUCUCCCAGAAUGCAUCUCUCAGAAUGCACUAGAAAUAAUGGAAUCUCUACAGAGGUGGUACUGUAGAACGACGCCUGUGUGGUACAACUCUCAUGUGUUGUCAUAACCGAUACUGUACUGAUACUGCGAAACAGGUGUACUAAAGAGGUGUGUGUGUGGGUGUGUGUGUGUGUGUGUGUGGGUGUGUGUGUGUGGGUGGCUGACGGUACAGUGAAAUCUCUGAGGCAUUUCUGCACACGUUGGUGCACAAGGAUGGGUGGAUUUGUGAGAUUGAACAAAUGAAUAUAUUGUGAUAUGAAGCUCAUGGGCCACCGUACUUCCCUGUCCCGUGUUUACAUGGGUGAAGCGAGCCCCCCCCCUCCAGGAUGUGAAUCUAGCCAUGUGCAGUCUGACUGUUGGUGGGCGGAGACUUGCCGAUUCCCUAAAGACAACCUUCUCCCUGGUGAUCACUGUUUUCAGUAGUGCAUUAUCAUCUCAGAUGUGGAUCCUCAGUUAAACUCGUUUUUAUAGAACGCUGCGUUCAGGUCGUAGGAUAAGGUUAAAAACAUAUUUGCAGUUUUCGCUGGAAAAAUCUUGUACUGGAACCAGAGCUCAGUGUCCGGGGCCUCGUCCUGGUGUUACCACACACACAUGCUUUUCCUUUAUUAUUUAAAGAUUUUUAUUUCACUGUCUCUUUGCUGCUGGGUUGCCAGGUUUGACUAGAUCUGUCUAAUUAUCUUUUUUUGUUUAAAUUUAUCAAGAGAUUUUUAAAAAAAAUACAUCACAGCCUUAAUAGUAAUUUACUAUUACAUUAUAAUUUAGAGACUUUGCUAGAUUUACAUUUUAUUUCCUCUUGACUUGUGGGCCAAACAACAACAACCCAACAGGGUGUUAGACGAUCUUAAGUACAAUUUUUUCAUGUCCCGAUCAGAAAACACAAAGUCAUUUCAUGACAUCUUCUAAGUGUAAUGUGUGUUGGUGAGAAACUGGACAUGAAACACUGAAGCUCUUCAUAUCAGAACCUGUGUGAGUUAGUGUGUGUGUAUGUGUGUGCACGACAGGAAGUGUCCAUGUGUUCUGUGACGAACCAAAUACGAACACGAAACUAUUUAUACUGUUAACUUACUAAACAAUAUUCUCUACUAUAUUUAUAUUUUUAAUAAAAAAGAACAUUGUGUCACAUUUGAAUAAAUGCUGGUACUGGAGGACACACACUCCUGGAGAGGAUGAAUGAGUGGAGGAAUGUGUGUGUGUGUGUGUGAAUGUUCUCUGGUUCGUGUCGGUGAGUAACGACCUUACUAAACUCUCAUCUCUCCUGGAGCGGCGACCUGUCGCUCACUGAGGUCACGUCCUCCUCCUGCUCUGACUGGAUCUGUCAGCGCUCUCAGGUUUUUCUCAGUAAGCUGUUAACAAGUGCACCACCAGUGUUGAACUGUGAGACAACGUACUGACCGCUGUACUGCAACUACCAACAGCUUCUCGCCGUUGUUGCUGUCCCUUUAAUAUUUCCCACUGCUUCUCUCUUUAGUCCACCCUGGAAUUGAAUCCAUGUUUUUCCUCUGUUCCCAAAAAUUCAUUUUGCUACCGCCAUAACAAGGAAACGGUGACUCUGAACUGGACUUAGAACUGUUUUGUUUUUGCUCUCUUUCUCUUCACCGGCUUAAAAAAUAUAUAUAAAAAACUCUUAUUACAUCCCUCUUUGAUAUCUGCUGAUAUAAACCUGCAUUCGGACUCUUUUUCUCUAUGGUUUCUUGUGAGACGAGUGCUUUUCCCAGUCUGUGCUGAGUGAAUUGAAGCUUUUACAGGGUCCAUUUUCUCCUCUGAUUCUAUUUAUUCCAGUUUUCAGGUCUGAUCUGAGUCUCGGUGUGACACACACUACUGUUAUCCAUCCUUCAUGCAGCUUGGCUGGUGUAGCUGUGGUUUUACUGAGUCUUAAUCUUUAGUUCGCUUAUGCAAACGGGGCAAGGUUUCUUUAUAUAUAUAUAUAAAUAUAUAAAUAUAAAAAUGGUUUAUUUAUUUUUAAGCUAUUUAUCACAUCACAACACGCUCUGUUGAACCAAUCAAUAAUGCAUUAAGGUUAGUGGUAUAUUGUUCAACUUGUUUUUUUUUUGUUCUUUUUUUUAGAUGUGAAAUAUUUUAAUAAUUUAUUUUCUACGACAUUGUUGCAGGCGUCAGUGAAGACGGGAGAGUACUGUGUUUUGAUUUGUUGUUUUUUUAUUUCCGUGUGUAUGCAGCUUGAACGGCUUCUUUACAGAAUUGAUUUGUAUGAUUCUUAUUUUUAAUUAUUUUUUGUAGUUGUUUUCCCUCCCUGUGCGUCACGUGUCCUGCAUGUGUGGAUCACAGGACGCAUCGACAAAAAACAUUUGGUUGAACGUUGUCUUCUCUGGGUUGUAAUAACUUGUACAUUUAAAAGUGUAAAUUAUGUUUUCAUUAUUUUAUAAAAAAAAAAUUUAAAAACUA
Cynoglossus semilaevis (tongue sole) is the source of this 8554-nucleotide messenger RNA. RefSeq names its product signal-induced proliferation-associated 1 like 3 (gene sipa1l3). Gene Ontology annotation, cellular component: plasma membrane; cytoplasm; Golgi apparatus. Bases 451 to 5697 code for a protein of 1748 amino acids. The transcript has 25 exons. The record is from RefSeq and is a predicted model, not a curated record. Lineage: Eukaryota; Metazoa; Chordata; Actinopteri; Pleuronectiformes; Cynoglossidae. Gene Ontology annotation, molecular function: protein binding; GTPase activator activity. Gene Ontology annotation, biological process: regulation of small GTPase mediated signal transduction; establishment of epithelial cell polarity; epithelial cell morphogenesis.